Molecule: messenger RNA, 1861 nt
Organism: Paramormyrops kingsleyae
Lineage: Eukaryota; Metazoa; Chordata; Actinopteri; Osteoglossiformes; Mormyridae
Gene: nmd3
Product: NMD3 ribosome export adaptor
Biological process (GO): ribosomal large subunit export from nucleus
Cellular component (GO): cytoplasm; nucleus
Molecular function (GO): ribosomal large subunit binding
Source: RefSeq, a predicted model, not a curated record
AAAGCACAGGCGAAACGCGGGCUACUAUAAGACGAUGCUCGAGGUCCUUUCACUCUGGUCGGCGUAUUUCGUCAUCAGGCGGCAUCUUUCGCGUGCUGGGGUGGCGUGGAUAGGGAGUCGGUCUGGAACGUGAAUUGGCAGUUAUGGAGUACAUCAAAACACCCGCCACAAGCCACCAGGGAAACAUCCUGUGCUGUACCUGCGGCGUUCCUAUACCUCCAAAUCCUGCCAACAUGUGUGUGUCCUGCCUGAGGACACAGGUGGAUAUUUCCGAAGGGAUUCCCAAGCAGGUCUCAGUGCAUUUCUGCAAGCAAUGUGAAAGGUACCUUCAGCCCCCCGGCACCUGGAUGCAGUGUGCCCUGGAGUCUCGCGAGCUGCUUGCCCUUUGCCUUAAGAAGCUGAAGUCAUCGAUGUCCAAGGUUCGUUUGAUAGAUGCUGGUUUCCUGUGGACGGAGCCACAUUCCAAGAGGAUUAAGGUGAAGCUGAGCAUCCAGAAAGAGGUUCUGAAUGGUGCCAUUCUCCAGCAAGUGUUCGUGGUGGAGUUCAUCAUCCAGUCCCAGAUGUGCGAUGACUGUCACCGAGUUGAAGCCAAGGACUUCUGGAAGGCAGUAGUGCAAGUGAGGCAGAAGACAGUUCAUAAAAAAACAUUUUUCUACCUGGAGCAGCUGAUUCUAAAACACAAAUUGCACCAGAACUCGCUUCGUAUCAAGGAGAUUCAUGAGGGCGUCGACUUUUACUACGGCUCCAAACAGCAUGCUCAGAAGAUGGUGGACUUCCUGCAGUGCACAGUCCCCUGCAGGUCUAAAGCAUCUCAGCGCCUGAUCUCGCAUGAUGUCCACUCCAACACCUACAACUACAAAAGCACCUUCUCUAUGGAGAUUGUCCCCAUCUGUAAGGAUAACUUGGUGUGUCUGUCACCACGCCUGGCCCAGAGCUUGGGGAACAUGGGGCAGGUGUGUGUCUGCAUUCGGGUCACCAGCACCAUCCGGCUCAUCGACCCCAACACGCUGCAGAUCGCCGAGGUUGAUGGGAGUACCUACUGGAGACACCCCUUCAGCAGCCUGUGUAACCCCCGCCAAAUGGAGGAGUUCAUCAUCAUGGACCUCAGCAUCAUCAGGGAUCAGAAGCUGGGGGCCGGAGCUGGGCUCCGCUCCAAUAAGCAUACCCUAGCAGAAGUGUGGGUGCAGAAGACGUCUGAGAUGAACACCAGCCAGCAGUACCACUGCCGCACCUUCCUGGGCCACCUGCUGAACAUUGGCGACCUGGUUCUGGGGUUUGACUUGGCCAAUGCCAACAUCAACGAUGAGUUUCUCAACAAGAUUAACCCCCACCAUGUCCCUGAUGUGGUGCUGAUCAAGAAGAGUUACGACCGCAGCCGGCGAGUGACUCGCAGGAACUGGAAGCUGAAGCAGAUGGACAGAGACCGGGAGGGCAUGGAGACGGAUGACGAGAGGCAAUACCAAGACUUCCUGGAAGAUCUAGAGGAAGACGAAGCUCUGAGGAAGAAUGUCAACAUCUACAGAGAUUCCUCCAGGCUCCCAGUUGAGAGCGACUCUGAAGACGACGGCGCCCCUAGAAUCUCCCUGGUGGAAAUGCUGGAGGACCUGAGCCUGAGCGACGCCACUGGGGGCGAGGGGGCGGACAUGAUGACCGAAUAGACCCCCCCCGGGCGCGCGUGGCUUCGGUGGGAGGUGGUGAAGCGCAGCAUCCUGCCGCACAGCGUCAAACGGGACUUUCCACCCUGCUUUUAAAAUGCUGUGUGUCGUAUCUAAUCACUGUAUCUCUUGCAAAAACUUGUAUUAUACUAAAAGAAUAGUAAUAACAGCUAAAAGUAACUAUGAUUAAAUACGAAUGACUAGUA